AUGCGGAAGCAGCGGGUGCAGGUGGAUGGGAAGGCUGGCCCAGGACAUGGUGGUGGCUCCCCGACCGAGCAGGUGAAGGCCUUCAUGGACCUGCUGGCAGGGAAGGGGACCCCGGCCCUGCAAACCUGGGACAGGCCAACGGACCCCCCACUGGAGUCCCUCAGCAGUGACGCAAGGCUCCGGCAGCACCAGGAAGCCCUGCUGAGCCGGCGGGGGGCCGAGGCGGGGCUGGGCGAGCCCCCGACCAGGCUGACCAGCCUCCUGCUGGUGGAUGGCCUGACUGACCUGCAGCUGCGGGAGCAUGACUUCACCCAGGUGGAGGCCACGCGUGGGGCCGGGCGCACCGCCAGGACCAUUACCCUGGACGGGCUCUUCCUGUCCCUGUCCCGGGUCUCCGUCCCGCCCCGCGUCUCCAUCACAGUCGGGGUGGCUGGCGUGGGCAAGAGCACCCUGGUGAGGCACUUCGUCCACCUCUGGGCCCGAGGGCAGCUCGCUAAGGACUUCUCGCUGGUGCUGCCGCUGACCUUCCGGGAGCUGAACAUUCAUGAGAAGCUGUCAGCCUACAGGCUGGUCUGCUCGGCCUUCCCGCACCUCGGAGACCCCGGCCUGGCAGUGGCGGCCCCGGCCAGGACCCUUCUGAUUCUGGACGGCCUGGAUGAGAGCAAGACACCCCUGGAUUUCUCCAACUCUGCAGCCUGCACGGACCCCAGGAAAGAGGUCCCGGUGGACAGCCUCAUCACCAAUAUCAUCCGGGGCAACCUCUUUCCAGAAGUCUCUGUCUGGGUCACCUCCCGCCCCAACUCGGCUGGUCAGAUCCCGGGCGGCCUGGUGGACCGGAUGACAGAAAUCCGGGGCUUCAACCAGGAAGAGAUCAAGGCGUGUUUGGGGCAGAUGUUCCCGGAGGACCAGGGCCUCGCAGGCUGGGUCCUGGCCCAGGUGCAGGCCCAAAGGGCUCUGUACCUCAUGUGCACUGUGCCCGCCUUCUGCCGGCUCACGGGGUCAGCUCUGGGCCACCUGUACCGCCAUAGGCGGGGAGCCCCGGACACCAAGCUGUCGCCCCCUAGGACCCUGAGUGAGCUUUACGCCUGGUACUUCAGGAUGGGACUCGGUGGGGAGGGGCAGGACAAGGGCAAGGUGAGCCCACGCAUCGAGCAGGUGGCCCAGGGGGACCGCAGGAUGGUGGGGACCCUGGGCCGGCUGGCUUUUCACGGGCUGGUCAGGAAGAAGUAUGUGUUCUAUGAGCAGGACCUGAAGGCCUUCGGGGUGGACCUGGGCCUGCUGCAGGGCGCCCUGGGUGGGGGCUUCCUGCGGCAGGAGGAAACACCAGGCUCCUUGGCCACCUACUGCUUCUGCCACCUGUCCCUGCAGGAAUUUGUGGCGGCCGCCUAUUACUACGGAGCGUCCAAGAGGGCCAUCUUCGACCUCUUCACGGAGAGCGGCUUGUCUUGGCCGCGGCUGGGUUUCCUGACGCAUUUCCGGAAUGCGGCUCAGCGGGCCGUGCAGGCUGAGGACGGCAGACUGGACGUGUUCCUGCGCUUCCUCUCGGGCCUCCUGUCCCCCAGGGUCAACGCCCUGCUGGCCGGCCCCCUGCUGGUGGCCGGGGAGCACCAGGGCUACCGGGUGCAGGUGGCCAGCCUCCUGCAGGGCUGCCUGGCCCCCGAGGCGGCCGUCAGCGCCCGGGCCAUCAACAUCCUGCGCUGCCUGCACGAGCUGCAGCACACGGAGCUGGCCCGCGGCGUGGAGGAGGCCGUGGAGCGGGGGGACCUGGCCGGCUUGACCAGCCCCGCGCACCGCGCCGCCCUGGCCUACCUGCUGCAGGUGUCGGACACCUGCGCCCAAGAGGCCAACCUGUCCCUGUGCCUCAGCCAGGCUGUGCUCCAGAGCCUGCUGCCCCAGCUGCUAUACUGCCAGAGCCUCAGGAUGGAUGGUAACCAGUUCCAGGACCCUGUGAUGGAGCUGCUGGGCAGUGUGCUAAGCGGGAAGGACUGCCGCAUUCAGAAGAUCAGCUUGGCUGAGAACCAGAUUAGCAACAAAGGAGCCAAAGCUCUGGCCAGAUCCCUUCUGGUCAACCGAAGUCUGACUGCUCUGGACCUCCGUGGUAACUCCAUCGGGCCUCAAGGGGCCAAGGCUCUGGCAGAUGCUCUGAAGAUUAAUCGGACCAUGACUUCUCUGAGCCUCCAGAGUAAUGCCAUCAAGGAUGAUGGGGCCAGAGCCAUGGCCGAGGCGCUGACCGUGAACCGGAACCUCUGCGUGCUACACUUGCAGAAGAACACCAUUGGACACAUGGGAGCCCAGAGGUUGGCAGAUGCCCUGAAGCAGAACCAGAGUCUGAAGGAACUCAUGCUCUCCAGUAACACCAUUGGAGAUGGAGGCGCCAAGGCCCUCGCCGAGGCCCUGAAGGUGAAUCAGGGCCUGGAGAGCCUGGACCUCCAGAGCAGCUCCAUCAGCGACACGGGGGUGGCAGCGUUGAUGGGGGCCCUCUGCACCAACCAGACCCUCCUCAGCCUCAACCUCCGAGAGAACUCCAUCAGUCCAGACGGAGCCCCGGCGCUCGCCCACGCCCUCUGCACCAAUUGCACCCUGAGGAACCUGGACCUGGCAGCCAACCUCCUCCAUGACCAGGGUGCCCAGGCCAUCGCCGGCGCUGUGAGAGAGAACUGCACCCUCACAUCCCUUCACCUGCAAUGGAACUUCCUCCAGGCCGGCGCCGCCCAGGCUCUGGGACAAGCACUGCAGCUCAACAGGAGCCUGGCCAGCUUGGAUUUACAGGAGAACGCCAUCGGGGACGAAGGAGCUUCUGCAGUGGCCAGUGCACUGAAGGUGAACACGGCCCUCACUGCCCUCUACCUCCAGGUGACCUCCAUUGGUGCCCUGGGGGCCCAGGCGCUGGGGGAGGCCCUGGCUGUGAAUAGAACCUUAGAGAUUCUCGAUUUACGAGGAAACGCCAUUGGCGUGGCUGGAGCCAAAGCGCUGGCCAAGGCUCUGAAGGUGAACACCAGUCUCCGGAGCCUCAAUCUGCAGGAGAAUUCUCUGGGGAUGGAUGGGGCGAUCUGCGUGGCCACCGGGCUCUCCGGGAACCACCGGCUCCAGCAUAUCAAUCUCCAGGGAAAUCACAUUGGGGAAUCCGGGGCCAGGAUGAUCUCAGACGUUAUCAGGACGAAGGCUCCCACGUGUGCCGUGGAAAUGUAAGCGGCAGCAGCGCCCGUUGGGCGGGCAGAGACUCGGCCA
This is a messenger RNA of Echinops telfairi (small Madagascar hedgehog), 3228 nucleotides long. It is a transcript of the gene NLRC3, whose product is annotated as NLR family CARD domain containing 3. Gene Ontology annotation, molecular function: protein binding. Gene Ontology annotation, biological process: negative regulation of canonical NF-kappaB signal transduction. Gene Ontology annotation, cellular component: cytosol. The record is from RefSeq and is a predicted model, not a curated record. The transcript has 17 exons. NCBI's taxonomy places the organism in Eukaryota, Metazoa, Chordata, Mammalia, Afrosoricida, Tenrecidae. The coding region runs from base 1 to 3189 and encodes 1062 amino acids.